Messenger RNA from Dendronephthya gigantea, 577 nucleotides. RefSeq names its product ubiquitin-like protein ATG12. The record is from RefSeq and is a predicted model, not a curated record. Bases 26 to 424 code for a protein of 132 amino acids. Gene Ontology annotation, biological process: C-terminal protein lipidation; autophagy of mitochondrion; autophagosome assembly. The transcript is spliced from 4 exons. NCBI's taxonomy places the organism in Eukaryota, Metazoa, Cnidaria, Anthozoa, Malacalcyonacea, Nephtheidae. Gene Ontology annotation, cellular component: Atg12-Atg5-Atg16 complex; phagophore assembly site membrane; cytoplasm.
CGAACGAGAACGCGUCAGUUUCAAGAUGGCGGAAGUCAAGAGCGGUGAAAAUGAAGGCGAAAAAACAAAACAAAACAUCGAAUUAGCCGACAAAGCACAAGCUCAGAAACAGACAGAUGAAAAGAGUAAUACAAGUAGUUCGCCUAAAGAGGCAAAAUUCAAAAUUGAUGUUUUGUUAAAAGCCGCUGGAGAUGCUCCCAUUAUGAAGAAAAAAAAGUGGGCGGUUGAGGCAAACAAAACCGUUGCAUAUUUAGUGGAAUUCAUUAGAAAAUACAUCAAAUGCACCCCUGCAGAUUCACUGUUUCUGUAUGUCAAUCAGUGCUUUGCACCUUAUCCAGACCAACUCAUCCAGAAUCUUUAUGAGUGUUUUGGUGCUGAUGGCAAGUUAGUUUUGUAUUAUUGCAAGACACAGGCAUGGGGCUGAGAAGCAGACCGAACGAAACAGAUAGAACAAAUUGUAAAGUCAAAUGCUAGAACUUACCACGAAAUUUGUAAAAAUCAAGAUAAUUAACAUUACUGUAAAUAGUUCAAUAUGUGAAUAAAAUUCACCCGUAAUUUGAGGUCGAUCAUGCAUGGA